Messenger RNA from Argiope bruennichi, 1339 nucleotides. RefSeq names its product mitochondrial ornithine transporter 1-like. Gene Ontology annotation, biological process: mitochondrial L-ornithine transmembrane transport. The record is from RefSeq and is a predicted model, not a curated record. Bases 219 to 1166 code for a protein of 315 amino acids. The transcript is spliced from 6 exons. Lineage: Eukaryota; Metazoa; Arthropoda; Arachnida; Araneae; Araneidae. Gene Ontology annotation, molecular function: L-ornithine transmembrane transporter activity.
ACGAAUUUAACCAUGUGUUUACAAAUUUGAGUAGGAGGUGAGCGAGAGAUCUUUAAAACAUAAUAACUGUUAUUAACUUUGAUAGACGUCACCUCAUCUAUAAAAGCGCAGUCGCUACUUCUCAUGUAAUUUUACGAAUUCUCAAGCGUCUCCUUGAAUUUAUCUAUUUUUUUUCGUAUCGUGAGAUUUCAAGAAGAUUGCAAACAGUUUCUGAAAAUAUGGUGGCUCCAGAAUCUCUUAGUGCUCCCAAGCGUUUUAUUAAAACCUAUCAACAUUAUAUAAAUGCUGGCAUUGAUCUAACUGCAGGAUCAGCUGGUGGUGCCGCUUGCGUGUUUGUUGGGCAACCUCUGGAUACUAUAAAAGUAAAAAUGCAAACUUUCCCUCAUUUAUACCAAAAUAGCUUAAUUUGUUUCAAAGAGACUCUUUUUAAAGAAGGAUUCCGUGGACUUUAUGCCGGUACAGUACCUGCUUUAGUUGCUAAUAUAGCUGAGAACUCUGUCUUGUUCUGUGCGUAUGGAGUGUGCCAAAAUGCUGUUAAAUUUUUACUCAGAAAAGAAAACGUACUUGAUUUAAAUCCCUUAGAAAAUGCUACUGCUGGGUUCUUUGCAGCAUUUUUCUCAUCUUUCUCCCUUUGUCCUACUGAAUUAGUGAAAUGUCGUCUUCAAGCCAUGCGAGAAACUUCUGCCCAAGAUACAGCAGGCAAACGUCCGCACAUUGGACCUUGGGUAUUGACGAAAGAAAUUUUCAAAUCCGAAGGUAUAUUAGGUUUUUUUCGUGGUUUUGGAGUUACUGUUCUUCGUGAAAUGCCAGGAUAUUUCUUUUUCUUUGGUGGAUAUGAAUUGUCAAGAAAUAUGCUAACACCUAAAGGAAAGACAAAAGAUGAUAUAGGUCUUUUGAGGACCAUAAUUGCUGGUGGAAUUGGUGGAGUCUCGUUUUGGGUUGCAAUUUUUCCUGCUGAUGUUAUUAAAUCUAGAUUGCAGAUUUCAAAAUCGAAUGAUUCAACAUUAGAAGUUACAAAAGACCUUAUAAGGAAAGAAGGAUUUAGGGCAUUAUAUAAAGGAUUGGGUCCAACCGUUUUAAGAACAUUUCCUGCUAGUGGAGCUUUAUUUGUUGCUUUUGAAUAUACAAAACAAUUUUUAAAUUUUGGAUUAUCUUGCAUAUCUUAAAUGGAAAAAUAAGAUUUGUUUAAGAAUCCAGCUAUGAUAGCAGUUGUAUAAUUUAUUGCUUUAAUUCACACCAAGUUACUAUGUAAAUGAUUCAUUUUAAUUGGGAAAUUACUCCCAACUUCACAUUUAGUUAUUGUUUUUAAUCUAUGAGAAAUAAAUUGAUGUAUGAAUAA